Acanthamoeba castellanii str. Neff is the source of this 5049-nucleotide messenger RNA. Its product is annotated as histidinol dehydrogenase. NCBI's taxonomy places the organism in Eukaryota, Discosea, Longamoebia, Acanthamoebidae. The record is from RefSeq and is a predicted model, not a curated record. The coding region runs from base 1 to 5049 and encodes 1682 amino acids. Gene Ontology annotation, molecular function: NAD binding; imidazoleglycerol-phosphate synthase activity; phosphoribosyl-ATP diphosphatase activity. Gene Ontology annotation, biological process: L-histidine biosynthetic process. The transcript is spliced from 32 exons. Gene Ontology annotation, cellular component: cytoplasm.
AUGGACGCACCACGAGCUGAUGUGGUCAUAGUGGAGACUGGGGUGGGAAACCUGGGUUCGAUGUCGGCGGUUCUGCUGCGAAGCGGCGCCACCUCGGUGAAGCUCACCACCGACCCUUCCCUCGUCCGGGCCGCCACUCACGUGGUCCUCCCCGGCGUGGGUUCGUUUGGCAGCGCGAUGGACUUCCUGUCGAAGGCCGACGGCCUGAUCGCUGCCCUCAAAGACCGCAUCGCCAACAACCAGCCCACGCUCUGCGUUUGCGUCGGACUUCAGGUGUUGGCUGCCAUCAGCGAGGAGAGCCCUGGUGCCAAUGGCUUCGACCUUCUCGACGGCGCGGCCAUCCUUAAGUUCCCUUCGUCUGUGCGCGUUCCUCAGCAGUGCUGGAAUCAAGUGGUCGUUGAGGAUGGAUGCAAACUGCUUAAGAGCGGCUGUGCCUACUUCAGCAACUCCUACUGCCUCCGCUCGCGCCCGCUGGACUGGUCCGCGGCCUACUCGCAACACGGAAUCAAGUUCAUCGCGGCGCUUGAGCGGGGCAACGUGGUGGCCACCCAGUUCCACCCCGAGCUCUCGGGCCGAUACGGCACUGAGCUCAUCCAGCGCUGGCUGGGUACCGAGCACACCGGACCCGUGGUCGAGCCCGCUCUUCCUACGGCCUCGCCGCAGUUCUCCUCCUCGUCCGCUCUGCGACGCGUCAUCCCGUGCCUCGACGUCAAGAGCGGACGCGUCGUCAAGGGCAUUCAAUUCCAGGGUCUGCGCGAUGCCGGUGACCCGGUGGAGCUCGCCCUGGCCUAUCAAGAGCAGGGCGCCGACGAAAUUGUAUUCCUCGACAUUUCUGCUACUGACGAGGAGCGCAAGACGGCCGUGGAGGUCGUCAAGCGCGUUCGUCAGUCCCUGCGUGUGCCUCUCACCGUCGGCGGCGGCAUCUCGUCCCUGGCCGACGCUCACAGCCUUCUCAUGGCCGGCGCAGACAAGGUCUCCGUAAACAGUGCCGCCGUGCGUGACCCUACGCUCAUCUCCUCGCUGGCCACCUGCUUCGGCUCCCAGUGCGUCGUGUGCGCCAUCGACGCCACCCAAAAGGCCGACAAGAGCGGGUGGGACGUGCUGGUGCGCUCAGGCAAGGAGAGCACCGGGCGUGACGUGGUCGAAUGGGCCAAGGAGGCCGUGCUCCGCGGCGCCGGCGAGAUCCUGCUCACCUCCUUCGACAGGGACGGGACGCGGUCGGGCUAUGAUACGGCUCUGCUGAAGGCCGUGGCCGACGCGGUCAAUGUGCCGGUCAUCGCCUCUGGUGGUGCCUCCACCGCCCACCACAUGGUCGACGCCUUCAAGGCGGGCGCCGAUGCGGUGCUGGCGGCGUCGAUCUUCCACAACGGCGAGACGACGGUGGCCAAGAUCAAGCAGCAGCUGGCCGCUGAGGGCGUGAGCGUGCGCAAGCCCGAGGGACCCGCUGGCGGCCAGCGCCUCGAGUGCGAGGCCACGUUCAACAGGCAGUGCCUGGUCCCCUCGAUCGACCUCAUGAACGGCCACGCCGUCCAGCUGGUCGGCGGCGACCCCGCCAACAAGAAGCUCGACGCCGGCGACCCGGUGCCGCUCGCCGAGCAGUUCAAGCUCGUCGGCGAGAUUGCGGUGGUGGACCUCGACGCCGCGCUCGGCCGCGGCGACAACGCCGAGACCAUCAAGAAGCUCCUGACCGUCGCGCCCUGCCGCGUUGGCGGCGGCAUUCGAACCGUCGACAAGGCUCUGGAGUGGCUAAACGCUGGCGCUGCCAAGGUGGUGAUCGGCACGGCCGCCAAGCCCGACUUCCUGCGGCAGCUGCCCAGGGAGCGCGUGGUGGUCGCGCUGGACGCCAGGCACGGCGAGGUCGUCGUCGAGGGCUGGCAGACCAAGACCGGCAAGAAUGUGAAGGAUUGCAUUCGCGAUCUGGUGGAGUACGCCGGCGGUUUCCUGAUCACCUUCGUCGAGCGCGAGGGCCGCCUGGCCGGAAUCGACAUCCCCGCCAUCGAGGAGCUUGUUGCGGAGGUGCAAAAGACGCCUUUCGCCCGCAGCACGCAGAUCACCAUCGCCGGCGGCAUCACCACCGAGGCCGACCUCGCCGCUCUCGACGCCCUCGGCGUCGAAGGCCAAGUGGGCAUGGCGCUGUACACGGGUCGGAUGGACCUGGGCGACUCAGUGGGCGCUCUGCUGAGGAGCGACCGGCCCGACGGUCUGUUCCCGACGGUGGUGGCCGACGAGCGCGGCGCGGUGCUGGGCAUGGCCUACUCCAACCGCGAGACCCUCAAGCUGGCCAUCAAGGAGAAGAAGGGCAUCUACUACUCCCGCAAGCGCGGCGUCUGGCGCAAGGGCGAGACCAGCGGCGCCAUGCAACAGCUCCUCAAGGUGGAUGUGGACUGCGACCGAGACACGCUACUCUUCACCGUGCGCCAGUCCGGCCAGGGCUUCUGUCACCGCGCCUCCUACAAUUGCUUCGGCGAGGGCGAGCGGGGCCUUUCGGGGCUGAUGCGUACUCUGGCCUCGCGCAAGCAGUCGGCUCCCGAGGGCUCCUACACCAAGCGCCUCUUCGACGACCCCACCCUCCUCAAGGCCAAACUGCUCGAGGAGGCUACUGAGCUCGCCGAUGCUGAAGGCAAGGAGCACGUCGCCAACGAGGCGGCCGAUCUUCUCUACUUUGCGCUGGUGGCCUGCACCAAGGCCGGCGUCACCCUGUCCGACGUCGAGCACGUCCUUGAGGCGCGUUCGCUCAAGGUGGCGCGCCGACCCGGCCACGCCAAGCAGCCGUUCCUCAACCUCGUCAACAAGCAGCAGCAAGAGACCGCGGCCGCGGCCAAGGCCAAGCAGGUCGAGAGCGAGAAGUCUGCGGCGAAGGAAAGCGAGGAGAAGGAGGUCGCCCUCAAGCGGCUGCAGAUCGCCGAGGUGUGGGACCUGCGCCGUGAUGUUGUCGACAAGAAGACCCGCGAGAUCGUCGAGGAGAUCCUGAACGAUGUCAGGGACAAGGGCGAGGAGGCCCUCGUCCGCCAGUCCGUCAGGCUCGGCGACCUCAAGUCCAAGGAGGAGCCCUACCUGCGCUCGCAGGAGGAUAUGAAGGCCGCCUAUCUCUCGCUUACGCCCGACCAGCAGUCGCUCCUGCAGCGCACCGCCGACCGCGUCCGCGCCUUCGCCGUUGCCCAGAAGGCCUCCAUCCAGUCCGUCCAGGUGCCCAUUCCCGGCGGUCAGGCCGGACACACGGUGGCGCCGGUGGACGUGGCCGGGUGCUACGCGCCCGGUGGCCGCUACCCCCUGCCCUCGUCGGUGCUCAUGACCGCCAUCACCGCCAAGGUGGCCGGCUGCAAGCAAGUCCUCGUCGCAUCGCCCAACCCGGCACCCGUCACGCUCGCCGCUGCCUACGUGGCAGGCGCUGAUUCGUUGCUCGCUGUCGGUGGGGCGCAGGCCAUCGCUGCCUUCGCGUACGGCAUUCCAGGCAAGAUCCCCUCGUGCGACGCGAUCGUCGGCCCUGGCAACAAGUUUGUGACGGCGGCCAAGUCGCUGAUCGCCGGCCGUGUGGCGAUCGACAUGCUCGCCGGUCCCUCCGAGUGCCUCGUGCUGGCCGACGGCACGGCCCACCCGGACGUCGUGGCGGCCGACCUGCUGGCCCAGGCCGAGCACGACGUGGCGGCCGUGCCCAUCUUGGUGGCCUACGACGAGGAGACCGUGCGCCGGGUCGAACAGGAGGUCGAGGCUCAGCUCGCCACCCUGCCCACCGCUGCCAUCGCCCGCGCCGCCUUCUCCAACGGUUUUGCUGUGAUUGUCGCGAACGAAGAGGAGGCCAUCACGGUGUGCGACAAGCUCGCGCCCGAGCACUUGGAGGUCCACACCGCCAACGCGGAGGAGCUCUCGCGCAAGCUCAACCACUACGGUGCCCUGUUCGUAGGCAACAACUCGGCCGAGGUCUUCGGCGACUACGGCGCCGGACCCAACCACACCCUGCCCACCAGCGGAACUGGUCGUUCGUUCGGCGGGUUGUCGGUCAUGUCCUUCCUCCGUGUGCGCACCUGGCUCAACAUCGACGACCUCAAGUCCCAGCCCGCGCAGCAGCUGGUCCAAGAUUCGGUCGAUCUGGCGCUGCUCGAGGGACUCCACGGCCACGCGCGCUCGGCCCAGAAGCGCCUCGUCCCCAAGGACCAGGUCACCGCGGCGUCGUCGUCGGCGGUGGUGCCCAUCCCGGCCGUCUUCGGAUCGCCCCGCGAGCCGGUGGUCAUCAACUUCGCCCUCCCCAAGGGCCGCAUGAUGGACAACGUCGUCACCCUGCUCAAGGACGCGGGCAUUUCGAUCAAUGUGGGCGGACGCAACCUGCGGCCCACCAUCAACCUGCCCGGCUGGACGGUCAAGCUGCUCAAGCCCCGAAACGUCGUCGAGAUGAUCCACCACGGCACCCGCGACGAGUUGGGCGCGGAUGACGUGGUUCCCUACUUCGACACGGGCCUCGACCCGGUGCGCGUGGUGGUGGCGGCACCCGAGAAGCUUCUGGUCGACGGCCAGCUGCCCAAGCGCCACAUGCGCCUGGCCACCGAGUACGUGGCCCUGGCCGAGAAGUGGGUCAAGGCCCACGGCGUCGACGCCGAGAUUUACAAGACCUUCGGCUCGACCGAGGUCUUCCCGCCCGACGACGCCGAGAUCAUCGUCGACAACACCGCGACGGGCACCACCCUGCGGGCCAACCAGCUGGCCAUCGUCGAUGAGAUCACCAAGUCCUCCACCUUCCUCUGCAUCAACCGCACCGCGCUGGAGGACCCGCGUAAGCACGCGGCGUUGGACGAGUUCGUGAUCCUCCUGCAGUCGGCGCUCAACGCCCGCGAGAAGGCCCUGAUCGAGUUCAAUGUCGAGAAGUCGUGCCUGGAGUCGGUCAUCGCGGGCCUGCCCUCGAUGAAGCGGCCCACCAUCUCGACGCUCUACGGCGACGAGGGCUUCGCCGUGCGGUCGGUCAUCCCUCGCAAGGCGCUCGUGAGCCUCGUGCCCUGGAUCAAGGCCAACGGCGGGUCCGACGUCAUCGUCACCGAGAUCAAGCAGGUCAUCGUCUAG